CAACUGCCGCCCAAACCCGAAGCAUGCCCCUGGCUCUGUCUGUCCUUUGACAUUACCGAAUAGGAGCACUCUAGUCCCAUAACUACUUUGCCUGAUUUCUGAUACUGCUCGUUCCGUCAUACCUGAACAUCGCGCGUUUUGCGACAAUUACCAAGCACCAUUCCUGGAACGGCACAAAGGGGGUUUACGCUGAGAGGGUACUUAAUACGUUGAAACGCCGUCCCAAGACGGUAUCCCGGAUCGACCGCGCUCUCCGAACUAUACAGUCCCCUAACACAAGAUGACCACGCCCUCACAGUCUGAGACCGCCGGCGCGGCGGUCAACCAAAAGCUCCAGUCCGCCCUUCCGUCUGCGGUCGCCAACAAGAUCCCUCACAUUCCCGAGAGCAAGGAUGAGCUCAAAGCCGAGAUCAAGGCCGAGGCAAAAGCAGCAGCAUCCUCGGGCCUGUCACAACUCCGGUCCUUCGUCGCCGGCGGCUUCGGCGGUGUGUGCGCCGUCGUCGUUGGCCACCCCUUUGAUCUGGUCAAGGUGCGCCUGCAAACUGCCGAGAAGGGCGUCUACUCGAGCGCCCUCGACGUCGUCCGGAAGAGCGUGGCCAAGGAUGGGUUGCGGCGGGGUCUGUACGCCGGCGUCUCCGCGCCGUUGGUCGGCGUCACCCCCAUGUUCGCCGUCUCUUUCUGGGGCUACGACCUAGGCAAGACCAUUGUGCGCGCGACCAGCACUGUUGCCCCCGACGGCUCCCUGUCGAUCGCGCAGAUCUCGGCCGCCGGCUUCUUCUCGGCCAUCCCCAUGACCGCCAUCACCGCGCCCUUUGAGCGCGUUAAGGUGAUCCUGCAGGUACAGGGCCAAAAGAAGCUCGCGCCGGGCGAGAAGCCCAAGUACUCGGGCGGCAUCGACGUGGUGCGGCAGCUGUACAAGGAGGGCGGCGUGCGGUCCGUCUUCCGCGGCUCGGCCGCGACGCUGGCGCGCGACGGGCCCGGGUCGGCCGCCUACUUCGCCGCGUACGAGUACAUCAAGAAGGCGCUGACGCCGCGGGACCCCGUGACGGGCGAGGCGACGGGCAAGCUCAGCCUGACGGCCGUGACGUGCGCCGGCGCCGGCGCCGGCGUCGCCAUGUGGAUCCCCGUGUUCCCCGUCGACACCGUCAAAAGCAGGCUGCAGACGGCCGAGGGCAACGUGACGAUUGGCGGCGUCGUCAGGGGCCUGUACGCCCAGGGGGGCUUCAAGGCCUUCUUUCCGGGCUUCGGGCCCGCCCUGGCGAGAGCCGUGCCUGCGAACGCGGCGACCUUUUUGGGGGUUGAGCUGGCGCAUCAGGCUAUGAAUAAGGUUUUCAGCUGAGGGGGGAAUGAAGUGUUCGGUGCGCAGGAUGUUCUGUCUGCAGUUAAGAGCCCUGCAUGCUGUCUUUCAUGGUUUCUGAGGUGGUGUGGGUUGGCAUCGUUGGUCAUGGAUAUCUUGUCAUUGCAAAUGUCGUCGGCUGUCUGCUCGUUUGAGGGUGAGGAGUUUGGGUUCGAACUCGGGCAUGCUAGAUUUGAAGUAUCUUUUCGCACACUUUUGCGAGUCGGGUUCAAGUUUUCCGGUCACAUUGUCAGAUGCUAUUUUCAUAGACUAGAGCUAGCUCUAGACAUAGACCAACGCCGUAUGGGUCCCUCCAAAAAGGAGCAACAACGCGGUCGAUAACC
Molecule: messenger RNA, 1680 nt
Organism: Parathielavia appendiculata
Lineage: Eukaryota; Fungi; Ascomycota; Sordariomycetes; Sordariales; Chaetomiaceae
Product: mitochondrial carrier
Exons: 2
Coding region: 281-1339 (352 amino acids)
Biological process (GO): carnitine transmembrane transport; mitochondrial transport
Cellular component (GO): mitochondrial envelope
Molecular function (GO): O-acyl-L-carnitine transmembrane transporter activity
Source: RefSeq, a predicted model, not a curated record